UAUAUUCACAUCAGAUCAAGUACUACAGUUAUCACGUCCUUACAUCUAACGUGUGAAAUCAUCUUUUACUUUUAUCGAGCAAGAGCAGCACUAAAAGAAAUAUAUUCACCUUUCAACUUGAAAAAUUCUCUUUACUGAUGUCCUGCGGUUUCUUAACGAAUACGGAGUGAAGAAAAGGGCCCGCAGCGAGGCAGAGAAGUCUUUUGCACGUUCAUUUUCGUUAUCAAUGAUCGGAAACGUUUCAGAGGCGAAAAAAAAACCCCUGUAAAUUAAACACUGUAAAAAUAUGAAGACGGCCGUACUAAUCGCCAUUAUUACGCUGACAGUAACGACUGCCUUUCUCCAAGUGACAGCCAGAAGAAAAGGUGUAUGUUAUACAAAAUAUACAAAAGAAGCUGGCUGUCGGAAAAGGGGCGAAUUUGCAAGAAAAAAAGUCAAUUUUGAUGAUUGCUGCAAAAAUAAAGGAAAAGGUUGGAGUGCAAAUAGAAGAGGAAGAAAAACCUGUAGACCAUGUGUAGAAGUUAAAAUCGAAACCGGUUAUUGGUCAAGCUGGGGAAAGUGGACAGGAUGCAGUAAGACAUGCGGCACAGGACAAAGACAAAGAAAACGUCAAUGUAUUUCAAAACAGAAUACGACCUGUUCAGGCAGAGAAAUGCAAGCCAGAAAGUGUCAAAGGACUCCGUGUCCAGUCAACGGUGGAUGGACAUCCUGGAGUACCUGGGGUCCUUGCUCAGUUACUUGUGGCAAAGGACAUCAGAACCAAAUACGAAGUUGCUCAAACCCUAAACCUCAACAUGGAGGAAAAGAGUGUCAAGGAUCACCAGAAAAAUGGAAAGCAUGUCUACUACAGGAACACUGUCCCAUUGACGGUGGAUGGGGUGAAUGGUCGGCCUGGGGAGCUUGCAGUAAAACAUGUGGUUUAGGAAGAAAGACUCGAUCACAUAAAUGUGAUUCACCAAAACCAAAGUAUGGUGGUAAGCCAUGCAACGAAAGUGAGGCACUUGGGGUCGACUACUGUCGGGAGGAAAGAUGUGGAAAAACAUCUGUGGGCUGUGACGAAAGUUACGAAGAUUGUUCUUCAGGUUCAGGCUCUGGAUGGAAAAUUAGUUCUGGUUCGGGGUCUUCUGGGUUGGGUUCAGGGUCAGGAGAACAGUCGGGUUCAGGUGCCGUCGCAUCUGGAGAAGGAUUGUCAGGAGACUCAAAACCAUUAGAUGACGAAGACUUUAGCUAAAAUAUCCAUACGCAAAGCAGUUUACUUAAUGUAUUGCACAGAGAACAUUUACCUAGAAGAACUCGGGAGAAUUCCUGCAGUAAAUAGCACAUCAUAAUUAAAAAACAUGCAUAUUCAAACCAUCAGACGAACUGAUGCAAAACAUAAACGGCUCAGAAGUAGUAUGCAGUAGUGACAGAAGUACUUAUGAAGCAUUAGUCUUGAUAGUUUUCAAUCUGUACUUCGCUGAGGCACCGUUUCAUUGGUUAGAAUAUUUUCACCCCUAAAGUAGCCAUGAAACGAGUACGCGCAGAAUGUUAGCAUGACUUUCUGGGUGUGAUUCCUAGGUGAGAAGCAUUAUGAAUACCCCCGGGUCAGCAGUUGCCUAUUUAAGCGAGAAAAUCCAAGGUUUCGGCCUCAUUUGCUCAGGUUCGCUGUACCAGUCAGUGCAAGACGGAUUUUUGACCCCACCCACCUCCCCUUCGGCGACGUUUCUCCAUUAUAACAGUUCAGUCCGGUAGCUUAAUCACAGCUUCGUCAAAACUCAUGUUCCCAAAACUUAACCGCGUGUAUGAGGUGAAUGGCUGCUUUGGCGGUGAAAAUGAUAUACUAUUCUUUGUAGGUGUAAACAUUCAUUCCAUAAACAUUGUAUUCUUGGGGUAUUCUUGGGGUGCAACAACAUGCCCAAAAUCCCUUGAGAUAUAAAUAACAAUGGAACAGGCGCCAUGUUGGUUGAUCUAAUAAGAGAAGCUAAUGAGGAUUGCUUUGUUAUCGUGAACCAAUAUGGCGGCUAUGACGUAACAUGCACCCCAAUUAUUUCCGCCAAGGCUGCUUCUGAUUCCCUGGGUCUGUGUUAACGGGGUUCCGCAUGGCUCUAGCAAUGCCACAGAUGUGUUGUUCAUAUCAUUAAAUUUUGACAUUUUAAAUUUCA
Messenger RNA from Actinia tenebrosa (Australian red waratah sea anemone), 2141 nucleotides. Its product is annotated as thrombospondin-2. The record is from RefSeq and is a predicted model, not a curated record. NCBI's taxonomy places the organism in Eukaryota, Metazoa, Cnidaria, Anthozoa, Actiniaria, Actiniidae.